Messenger RNA from Musa acuminata AAA Group (dessert banana), 2418 nucleotides. Its product is annotated as protein CHUP1, chloroplastic-like. Lineage: Eukaryota; Viridiplantae; Streptophyta; Magnoliopsida; Zingiberales; Musaceae. The record is from RefSeq and is a predicted model, not a curated record. The transcript has 4 exons. Gene Ontology annotation, cellular component: chloroplast outer membrane. Gene Ontology annotation, biological process: chloroplast organization. The coding region runs from base 192 to 2180 and encodes 662 amino acids.
UCUUCUUUCUUGGGCGACGCCUUCUCGCCAUUGACGGAAGCCAAAGCAACGCAGCAGACUUCUGCUUCGGAGGCUAGUGAGCUCAAAACGGAGGACAUGAUGCAAAAAGAGUCGCCUUGCCUUCUUUCCCUCUCGUUUUGAGGGGAGCGGAAGCAGGUGUCUCUGCGGAAAUUCCGUCUUGGAGCGCGGAGAUGGAUGUGGAGACGGGUAAGGCGGCGGGGGAUGGCGAUCGGAGGAGUAGUCGGAGGAUGGCGUUGGUGGUGAGAGGGAAGAGGGACGUGAAGCCUGUGCUCGUCGAGAUCGCCAUCGCCUUUGCUCUCUCCUUCGCCGGCUUCAUCGCGUCCCAGCUCUGGCGCCGCCCCCGGCUUCCCAUUCGUCCGCGAUGCCCUCAAUCCUCGUCCCCAGGUGGUGCAGAGCCGGAAAGUAGUGGGAAAAACAGUGGCGGUUGCCUCCAAGAGGAACUCCGCAUCCUGAAGAGUGAAGAGGAUUUGGGGGAGAUAAUCGAUGGCGUCUCCAUGAUUGGGCUGUCUCCUACCAGUUAUAACUCGGGUGAUGAUGAGGGAUUCCUCUUGCAUGAAUUCAACGAUUUUGUAAUGCAAGAAUUUGAGGUGAAAAGUAAAGAACUGGAAACCGCCCGAAAUAUCACGGUGCCUGAGAAGCCUGAUACCACGGAAGAGAUCGUGAUGGAGCAAGAGAUCGCAAGUCUCAGGGAGUUGGUUUUGUCCCUAAGGGAGAAGGAAAGGAGUCUUGAGCUUCGGUUGCUAGAUUAUCAAGGUGUGAAAGAGCAAGAAGCUGCUAUGGGAGAGCUUGAGAAUAGAUUGAAGAUUAGUGCAAUGGAGGCUAAGUUGUACAUUUUAAAGAUAGACUCUCUGCAGGCUGACAAUCAGAGGCUAAAAUCUCAGCUUUCAGAUUAUUCAAGAGUAAUUAGUGAACUUGAUUGUUCAAGAGAGAAGAUUAAACAUUUGAAGAAGAAGAUGGAAUCGGAUAGGGAUGAGGCAAAAGACAUAAUAGCCUCUCUUCACCAGAGUAUCAAUUCAUUGCAGCAUAGGGAGCAAAAGGAUGUGAAAACUGAUGCAGAGAUUAAAAGGAAGUUGAAGAGGUUGGAGGAGUUGGAAGAUGAGUGCAUAGAGCUCAGAACAAUCAAUUCAAUGUUGGUAAAUGAGAAUUCAUGUUUGUCAAGGGAGUUGGAAACUGCAAAAAUGAUUGUGUCUUCAGUUCAUGAGGAUGCAAAGAUGGAAGGGUUAGAGGAAGCCAACCACUUGAGGAAGGUGAAUGACAAAUUGAUGGAGGACAUCGAACAACUUCAAACUGAUAGGUGUACUGAUGUUGAGGAGCUGGUGUAUCUUAGAUGGGUAAAUGCUUGCUUGAGAUACGAGCUGAGGAACUACCAGCCACCUCUGGGAAAAACAGUCGCAAGAGAUCUUAGCAAAUGCUUGAGUCCCAAAUCUGAAGAAAAGGCCAAACAACUCAUACUGGAGUAUGCCAAUUUGGGUGCUGAUGAGAAAAGUUUAAAUCUUUUUGAAGUUGAUUCAGAGUGUUCUUCUUCCUCACAAGCUUCUGCCGGAGAACCUGAAGAUACACCAACCGAUGCCUCAUCGGCAAUAACACAUAGUAGUUCAAAUAAACUAAAGUUGCUAAGCAAGCUUAAGAAGCUAGUGUUAGGAAGCGGAAACCGGGGAAAGAGAGCUUCAGCAGCAGAUAGAACUCCAAGUUCUGUAAAUUCUGAUACAAGAGCAUCUGCCUCUAUCUGUUCUAUUGAUGAUGCAAUUGCUAGAGAUUCAUAUGAUAGCUCACCAUCACGCAUGAUAGAGGAUGUUGCUGCAGCAAAUCUGUUGGCAGGAACGGAAGCACAAGCAGUCGAAGGGCAACGUAAUAAAAAUGUUUUCUCUCAAAUCAAUUCCAGGCACUCUUUGGACAUCCAGAGGUUGCAGAGGCUUGAUCUGGAAGAAGCAAGAGAGGAAGAAGGUAUACUUCAUAGGAGAAAUUCUGGAACAUGUUGUAGGUAUAAGAAAAUAUCACUUUUAGAGGAUACAUUGAGCAAUUGCAGCCAGAAUAAUAUGAUUGGCAAAGAAGGUACUUAUAUUCCUGAGAAAGCUGACUUGAAAAAGUUUGCAGAUGCUUUGCGAAGUUCAAGAGGGAUAUCCAAAUUAGAUGGGAGAUCAGCAUCUUCUAGAUAUUGAUGCCUAUAUAUUGCAUGAAGCAAUAUUAGUUUCGCCAUACGCAACCCAGAUUUGUAGAUGUAAAUUUUCUGUCAAAACUAGAAGGUUACUAGCAGUUUAGAUGCUUGUUUCUUGCCCAAAAAAUAUCCAAACCCUGAAUACAAAUGUGGUAAAAUUUGUACAGCUCAUUUGAAUAUGAAAGCUGAGGUUUCUAAAUUCUUGCAUCCUAUCUUUGAUAUAUGUUUACAAGUUUUCUGCA